AAUAGGGGCUGGCAAUGUCUAUGGUCGUCCUUAUGAACAACUGUAAACUUUCACGGAGUGAAAACCUCUUGCUUUUGGUCUACUCGUUCUCUCUCUCUAUUUUAAUGGUGAACAUACAGUAAUGCAACAUUAAAAUGUUAUGUAUGUUUAAUUAAACAUAUUUGUUGUCAUUAAUCGUUGCUCUGGACGGAUCUGUGGGAUUGAAGAUGGAGUACACAGCAGAAACAGAUCUAGAGCCUUUAAAGCUGAAAUCUCUAAAAACCGACACGACGUUUAUAAUUCCUCACACUGAACGGUUGGGGAAAUGCAGGAAUGUAAAGGAGUUUGAGAAGAUGAAUCGAAUUGGAGAAGGAACAUAUGGAAUAGUGUAUCGAGCACGGGACACAAGGACAAAUGAAAUUGUUGCACUGAAGAAAGUGCGAAUGGAUAAAGAGAAGGAUGGGAUUCCCAUCAGUAGUUUGAGGGAAAUUAACCUUCUGCUGCGAUUGAGACACCCAAACAUUGUAGAGCUGAAGGAGGUGGUGGUGGGAAGCCAUUUGGAGAGCCUUUUUCUGGUGAUGAGUUACUGUGAGCAGGACCUGGCUAGUCUGCUGGAGAACAUGCAGUCACCAUUCUCUGAAGCUCAGGUGAAGUGUAUAGUUCUGCAGCUGCUUAAAGGACUGGCAUAUUUACAUCACAACUUCAUUCUUCACAGGGAUUUGAAGGUUUCCAAUCUACUGAUGACAGACAAGGGCUGUGUUAAGAUAGCUGACUUUGGUCUGGCGCGCGUUUAUGGUGUCCCAAAACAGCCCAUGACUCCUCGAGUAGUGACACUGUGGUAUCGAGCUCCAGAACUCCUCCUAGGGACCAAGACACAGACCGCUGCCCUGGACAUGUGGGCUGUUGGCUGCAUCUUUGCUGAACUUCUGGCUCAUAAACCUCUUCUGGCUGGAGCCUCAGAGAUCCAGCAGCUAGACCUGAUCAUACAGCUCCUGGGAACACCGAAUGAAAACAUCUGGCCGGGAUUCUUGCGUCUGCCAUUGGUCGGGCAAUACAGUCUGAGGAAGCAGCCCUACAACAACUUAAAGAACAAGUUCACCUGGUUAUCAGAAGCUGGUCUGAGACUGCUCAACCUUCUGUUCAUGUUCAACCCACAGCGCAGAGCCACAGCUACAGAAUGUUUAGAAAGUUCUUACUUUAAGGAAAAACCCUUGCCCUGUGAACCAGAACUCAUGCCCACAUUUCCUCACCACCGAAACAAACGCGCUGGUCCUGCAGCUCAAAGCCAGUCCAAACGAAGCAAAAUAUGAGACUGUUCUGCUGCCUCAGUCACCAAAGUCAUCACACAUGUGUUCUUGUACUGUAAGAUAUUGUACAAAUUACUCUUGAACCCUACUGACAUUAGAUAAUAUUGUAAAUAAAUAGACCUAAAAAUUGUGUGAAUGCUGCUUAUGAUGGCUGUAGUUGAAGUGUGUACACAUGUUUAUACAGAUGAAGAUAAAACCUUUGUUGACAUUUUUCUGUUGGUAAUUUCUGCACCACUAGCUCCACUGAACAGCAUGAAUAAUCACUGGGUGAUUUCCAAACAGCAUUCCAUCCUUGGAGGGCAAUUUGGGAAUGGGAUGCCACUCAAAGGGCUGUUCCCAGCUAAAAUAAUAAAAUUAUCUUUUCAUAAAGGGCCCUUCAUUACCUUCAGUUACCAUUUCAAGGGCUCUGUCCCUUGAAGUGAGAAGGGCAUAGGGAUGAUCACUUUUUAAAUUGAAAGUUUUCAAACAGGUUUCUCAAAGACUCUGCCAUUGGUUGUAAAACAGACAGUCCCAUCCCAAAAAUAUUUUUCAAAUAGUUUAGCCAAUGUUAAUGGUUUGUGCUGGUCGGGAGGCUCAAAUAAACACUGUGUUUACACUGUUCAGGGAAAUCAACCUACUGAUUUCUUAAAAGUGCUGUAAGCCAUAUUUUUAUUUUAUGGAAAGGUAUGCAAAAAUCAGUUAUGAAAAAGGUGUCGUGUGAUAUCUCACCUGUCUCUGACCGCACUAGAAUCUAUAAACGGCAAACAAAAAUGUGUCCGCGAGCCACGGUUUCUGAUGCUUUCUUCCUGUCAAUCAUUUUGUGCCUUCUCAAAGUAUUGCAGUUGUAUUAUAGAAGCUAAGGCUGUGUUUUAUUUAACUCGGAAAGUCUCUAAAUAUGCUGUGUAUAUGUUUGCAAAGAAAUAUCAGGCAGAAAUAUUUUAAGUAGACAAAAUCAAGAUGUGAACUUUAGGUUAUAAGUUUGCAGUUCAAAUUUGUAUCUACACUCACUGAGAACUUUAACAUCACUAUGGUCCUAAUAAAGUGCCGAAUUGGUCUUCUGCUGUUGUAGCUCAUUCGCCUCAAGGUUCGAUGUAUUGUGCAUUCUGAGAUUAUAUUCUGCUCACUACAGAGGGGUUAUCUGAGUUACCAUAGCCUUUGUCAGCUUGAACCAGUCUGGCCAUUCUCCGUUGACCUCUCUCAUCAACAUGGCAUUUCCAUCCACUGUACUGCCCCUCACUGGAUGUUUUUGGCACCAUUCUGAUUAAACUUAUU
Messenger RNA from Xyrauchen texanus (razorback sucker), 2537 nucleotides. Its product is annotated as cyclin-dependent kinase 10-like. Bases 207 to 1289 code for a protein of 360 amino acids. The record is from RefSeq and is a predicted model, not a curated record. Gene Ontology annotation, biological process: regulation of mitotic cell cycle; protein phosphorylation. The transcript is spliced from 13 exons. Lineage: Eukaryota; Metazoa; Chordata; Actinopteri; Cypriniformes; Catostomidae. Gene Ontology annotation, molecular function: ATP binding; cyclin-dependent protein serine/threonine kinase activity. Gene Ontology annotation, cellular component: nucleus.